Messenger RNA from Acytostelium subglobosum LB1, 2448 nucleotides. RefSeq lists its product as hypothetical. The coding region runs from base 1 to 2448 and encodes 815 amino acids. The record is from RefSeq and is a predicted model, not a curated record. Lineage: Eukaryota; Evosea; Eumycetozoa; Acytosteliales; Acytosteliaceae. The transcript has 2 exons.
AUGACAGCCAGGUCCACUACUACUGCUGCUGCUACAACACAGCAUGUAACAUUACAACUACAACUACAACGAUCAAUAUCACUGGUGUUUGUACUUCUGCUACUGGUCCUCUCGUUUGGAACGCAUGAUGGAGUACAGGCAAGGAUAAUCAGCAAUACGACAACACUUGUUGAUUUCACUCUACUUAAUGGCGAGUCCUUGGUGUUGCAGAAUGCCAACAUCACACUUGUUGGUAUCACUCCCAACAUCUCUGCCGGUUCAAUCCUCACCGUCUCUGGCAACUGUUUCAUCUCCUCCGCCACUCAACUCCGUAUGACAUUCGACUCGCUCAUUGGUCAGACUGGCAUCCUCACACUCAACAACAAUGACUUGUUGAUCAAUAUGAAUGGUGGAGGCUUGCAGAUUAAUGAUAAAUUUGAGUUGACCUACAGUGGAUCAGUCGCCUCAGAGACCAUUAUUCUCUCAGGUGGCAAGGUGAACAUUGGCUCGACAGCUGAGCUUACGAUCACUGGCGGCCCAGCAGUUGGCACUGGCGUGCUGGCCAUCACAUCGGCCAUCAGCAACGGCAACAAGUUCAACUCACAACCAGCGAUGCGAAUUGUGCCCAGCUUGGUGCAGUCGGCCGCCGCCUCCGGCGCCUCCAUCUUCAUCUUCUCCGAGCUGCACGCCACAAAGGACUUUGAUACACUGAGCCUGUCGCGCACACAGCUCUUUGCCAAGGAGAUCAACCUGCGCAAUGGAAACCUCUACAUGGACAACGCUGCGUGGCUGACAUACUCGCCCAUUGGUGCCGCCAUCAACUACAAGGGCGAGAUGGUCAAGGUUUGGAACACGACCGUAGUGCUCAAGGCCAACAUGACAAUCGGCAACACAAAGAUGACGACCACCAUACCCCUGGGCAUCAUCAACUUCAAGACCGGCUCAACUCUGCAGCUGGCCAGCGCCACCACGCUCUUGCUGGACUUUUUGAUCAAUGGCCCCAACUACCAAAAGGCCGUGAGCAUCCAGUCGACGAUGAUCUUCUCGCAGGACAACGGCGUCAACUGUGGCGGCGCGAUCAACUCGUACACAGCCGACGAGAGAAACACCACGGCCAGGAUCAACCUGCAGACGCCAGACUUCCCAUCGGCAGUUCUGGGCGCUACAUGGGUUUGCUCGCCACAGGGCAUGUCCAUUAGAAUCUACAGUGUGUUCAACUCGGACAAUCUUGUCGUUCCACCCUGCAAUGUGACCGGCCAGAUCCGUUGCUACGGCUCCGACGUCUGUAUUGACAUCAACACAUCCAGCUGCUACACAACCUGCGCCAAGAACUCGGCCUCACCCAUCCGUGCCAACGCCGCACGUGUGACCAGCCCACUGCGCGCCAACUCCGACUCACUCCUCCUGGCCUCUGUCAGCGCCACCACCAACUUCACAUGUUGGGACGGCCAGUGCAUCCAGAACAGCUCCGACUGCAUGCCCUACCCCGCAUGUCCACUCGACCUGCCGCGCCGCUGCGCCGGCACAUGUGUGCGCCUCGACCAGGAGUGCCCACAGUGCAACGCCACCCACCCCAUCACCUGCGAGGCCGGCUGCUCCAACGUCACCACUUGCAACCCAUACAACGGCUGCCGCCUCUACCAGAUCCAGUGCCCCCAAAGCACUGCCUGCGUCGACAAGAUUGAGGACUGCGCCAAGUACGGCAACCACUCGUUGCCCCUGUCCGUGAAGCCGAUCAUGGCCUCGUCCGAUUUGUACUCUACGCUGAACAACUACGUGCCACUGUGGUCGCGCAGUGAUAACACCAACACCAUUUCAAUGUCGACACACAUCAUCAUCGCCAACGACUCGAUCGACCCCAACCAGACCACCGCGACCGCGCGUCCCAUCGCCGACUCGCUGGCCAUCAAAGUCAACGGCGCCGGAAUCAACAGCAACUUUGACUACUUCCAGCAUGUGCUGACCGCGCCCUUCAACAUCAAUGUGGACGGCCGCGACAAGUCCGAGUUUGACAACGGCCGCACUGCCUCCUUUAUCUUCUCCAACAUUACAUCCCCGGACGGCACCCCGAUCGACCCCAGCAACAUGUGUCUGGCCUUUAUCAAUGCGGCCCAUGAGUGGGAGUGCACGCCCUACCCACUCGUGCGUCUGGCCAAUGGCGCGCUGUCCGCCCAGACCAGCCACUUCACAUCGUUCGCCGUUCUUCUCAAGUCUAGCGACGAGGACGACUCAGCCGCCAGCAAGAAGCGCAUGGCCAUCAUUGUCAGCACGGUCAUUGGAGGAAUCGUGUUGCUUACCAUCACGAUCGCCCUGUUGAUCAACUUCAAGUUGAGAAACGUCUCCCUUCGUCGCUGGUUCGUCCAUCGCUCCGACCCCAACAUGUCGGCGCACACCAAGCUCCGUCGUAGUUUCAACAACUUUGUCUCGCACUCUGAGCAGUCGACAACAUCGACUACCAGUAGCGCAUAA